Messenger RNA from Brienomyrus brachyistius, 2008 nucleotides. Its product is annotated as G-protein coupled receptor 6. Gene Ontology annotation, molecular function: sphingosine-1-phosphate receptor activity. NCBI's taxonomy places the organism in Eukaryota, Metazoa, Chordata, Actinopteri, Osteoglossiformes, Mormyridae. Gene Ontology annotation, cellular component: membrane. Gene Ontology annotation, biological process: G protein-coupled receptor signaling pathway. Bases 693 to 1676 code for a protein of 327 amino acids. The record is from RefSeq and is a predicted model, not a curated record. The transcript is spliced from 2 exons.
ACGUGUUCUCUGUUUUCAACAUAGAAUUAACAGCUUUGUAGUACUUUUGCACAAUGGCUACCAAAAGAAGUACGUGUAAACAAGAUCAUGUGGUGGUUCUUAAUAUAAACCCGACGCUUCGGAUGACGACAAAUGUAAACAUAAAAUCGACCCUCCUUAUUGCAUCAAUAUAAUACAACCUUAACACACAAAUUCCAGUCUGCAUUUUGCUGAGAGCGCCUUGCAUCUUGGAUCCCAUCCUUUGUAGCCUAGAACGGUAUAACUGCACUCGUUUCAUAUUAUUGGUCAUUCUCCGUAGAUGUUUUGCAUAAGAUGAAAAUAUAUUGUGAACAGCUUUAUGUCGACGACCGCCCAUAAGGCAAUCCAUCCGCGGCUUGUCAGUCGCUUGCGAUUCUUCCCAGCAAAUGGAUGGGAUGUGAAGCGGGGGGGGGGGGUUGGUUUUUGUACAUGCCUCUUGACGUCAUUUGGGUUUAUUAACAGUCAGUCCACAGUCGUCAACAUCACUUACACUCCGCUCUCCUCAGCACCAGCAAAUGCUCCUGGACGCGCUCCUCAGCCGCACCGCUCUCAUGAGAGUGAAGCGUAGUCGGACUAAAGGCUUCACCUGAGCUUUAAAAAUUACAUUUGGACGCCUCCAUUUAACUUAUAUUGAAAUCCAUGUGCAAACAAAGGCGGGUGUUAACGGGGGAGAAAUGAACGAAAGCCUGGAGACAAAUGAAACGACGGCGCCUGUCCCAUGGAUCGAGCCCGGGGAUGGCAACCACAGUUUGGGGCUGUCCUCCUGGCUUUUGGACUUUCCCGUUAACCCCUGGCACGUCAUGCUGUGCAUGUCGGGCACCGUGAUCGCCUGCGAAAACGCCAUCGUAGUGGCCAUCAUAUUUUACACGCCGACCCUGCGAACGCCCAUGUUCGUAUUAAUCGGCAGUUUGGCCACCGCGGAUCUUUUGGCCGGUAUGGGAUUAAUCUUGAAUUUUGUAUUCCAGUACUUGAUCUCCUCCGAGACCAUCAGUCUUGUGACUGUAGGUUUCCUGGUGGCGUCUUUCACCGCCUCCAUCGGCAGCCUGUUGGCGAUCACGGUCGAUCGCUACUUCUCGCUGUACAACGCGCUGACUUACUUCUCGGAGAAGACGCUCUACUACAUCCACACCAUGCUGGUGGUGACCUGGGGAGUCUCGCUCUGCCUCGGACUGCUGCCCAUCCUGGGAUGGAACUGCCUCAAGGAGCCGUCCUCCUGCAGCAUCGUCAAGCCAUUAAUCAAGAGCAACGUGGUCCUUUUGGCGGUGUCCUUUUUUGUCAUCUUCAUGAUGAUGUUAACGCUGUACUUUAAGAUCUGCAAGAUCGUGUGCCGGCACGCCCAUCAGAUCGCUCUCCAGCAACACUUCUUCGCGACCUCGCACUACGCGGCCACCAAGAAAGGUGUGUCGACCUUGGCCAUCAUUUUGGGGACCUUUGGGGCCAGUUGGCUCCCCUUCGCCAUUUAUUGCUUAGUGGGUAAGCAGGACUCUCCUCCCGUGUAUACGUACGCUACCCUUUUGCCAGCCACCUAUAACUCCAUGAUCAAUCCUAUAAUCUAUGCCUACAGGAACACGGAAAUCCAGCGAUCCCUUUACGUCCUCUUUUGUGGUUGUUUUCAAACUAACGUGUCUUAUCGUUCGAGAUCCCCCAGUGAGGUCUAAGUAACGUUUUAGCAAUUUAAUUUAUUUAUAUUCAUGCAUUUGUAUAUUAUGUUUUGUACGUUUUGCACAGUGACAAUCUGCUUUUGGUUGGUUGUAUUUGAAAGCAUUUCCGUGGUAAAUGUUUGUACAGCAUCGGCACUUUACUGAGUCGUUGGAUAACUCCGGCCUAUUUUUAAAUACUGUGAACAUACGUUCUUUGGAUAUAAAAUCUACAUCAUGAAUGUAUUUAUAUCUAAAAAGCACUUUAUUCGGUGCAUCCAUAUGCCAAAGCAGUGUCUCAUAGGCCUAGAAGUUUUCAAGUUAACGACCACUUGUAGCUACUUGUGACUACU